Molecule: messenger RNA, 2118 nt
Organism: Neurospora tetraspora
Lineage: Eukaryota; Fungi; Ascomycota; Sordariomycetes; Sordariales; Sordariaceae
Exons: 9
Coding region: 1-2118 (705 amino acids)
Source: RefSeq, a predicted model, not a curated record
AUGAGCGGAUUCGGCACCACGGGCGUUCGACCCAGCAACGACGUCCACAUAGAGGAUCGCCUGAUCACGGCAUCUUUAAUUCUUGCCUGUCUCUCGCUUGCCGGCAGCCACAGCCGGCUGCUCCCCAGCGCGGCGGCUAUAGUGGACGAGGCCGUGGUGGUUCAGAUAGUGGCGGUUAUCGCUCUUCGUCCCAUUCCGACUCCUACGGAUAUGGCCAACCCUCUACAUACGGGCAACAGCCGCCCCCAUGGAGGAACCUACUCCCCAGCGAAGAAGACCAACGAGAAGACAAAUGCCACCCGCAACACUAAGAAUGCUGUCGGGUGCAGAGUCCUCAGGGGAAGCCAGCAAGCCUUUACCCUUCGCACCAGCCACGUUCCUCAACGACCGAAGCCCACGAGCGCUGAGCUCCGAGCCAUGCGACGCCGUGCUCUGGCUACCCGCGCCGCUUCUCCCUCUACUCUCGGCAAGUGGAAGCGGGCCGUGGACGAUGUGUCCGGGAACCAUGAACAUCAAUCUACCGAUGAAGUUGCGAGUCCCGAGAGCAGCAAGACUGAGGACCCCGAGGGCAAUAAGACCGAGACUCCUGCCACCACUCCCGUUGGCGCCGCUCAAACAUACAUAUCCGGCAUGACUGUUGCCUUCGGCAAAUACGACGAAGGCGCCGACGCGGACGGCCCCGACAACGGAGAUCCCAACGAUGCAGUGACACCCCCAAUAAUGAAGAGCUGGACUGAGGUUCUCGGCAUGGAUAUGCCCCAAGUCCUUGUCGCAAAUAUCCCGAAGAUCAUGAAAGACGCUCGUGGAAAAGACCACGAGAACGACUACUGGCAGAUGCUAGACGAGUUUUUCGCUUUCAUGACCAGCCACCUACGCCGGUCUGUCCCAAACGUAGCACCAACGUGCCGGGGCUACCAGGUUGAGGAUCGCGGCCUAAGUACAACACAUGACCACGUCGACAUUCCCGAUUUCGCUACUUUCCACGACGCCCUUGCACAAGACCACCCUUUCCGGAGGCUCUACACGGCCCAUUCAUACUUCGCCGUCAUCGCCUACGACUGGGUGCGACUCAUGGCCGAGGCCGGCGCGAUUGAGACGGCGGUGGCUUCCGUGGGCCAGUAUCGGCCCAUUAUCCGGAACAUCGCCCAGAACGGGCCCCUCAACCAGAACGUUCCCACCGAGACCGAGUAUCUCGCAGUCAACGAGUGGUCCCGACGUCUGGAGGUCGAGCGCAUCAAGGCGAGACACGGCUUCAAUCAGCCACAGUUAGCCGAUUACCCCGAGGACGCUGCAUCCCAGCGCGCCCUUGUAGAAAAACUACAGGCCGCUGCGGUGAACGAGGCAGACAUUAUUGAUAGGUUACAAUAUGCGAACGGGAGGAUCAACCCGGUUAUUAAGGAAAAGAGAGAGAUGUGGUCUAUGUCCCUGAGCAUGUUUGGCUGGUCUGCGAUGCGAACAAUGCGAGACAUGCAGCUGGGAAUUCCAGGAGAUGGCAUCUCGAUCUUCACCACGGACUUUGUCUACCACAAGUACGACUCGUUCAUGGGACGUUUUAAGGACGUCAAGCAGUUAUUUCGUAACUGCAAGACGGCGGUCACCAAUACGCAGGACGCCCCCAUACAGGUCCGUAAUGCUGCAAAUCCUGUUGAGGAGCUGAAGAGGAAACAAACAAACAAGAACACCAAUGCUACAAGGAACCUCGAACAAGCUGCCGGUCGAAGGGCUUUGAGGGGCCAAUCGAACCAAAACCAGCAGCCCCCCGCAGCUGACGGAGAGAUGCCUCCACAGCCGAGCAAGGUCCAACUGCGAGCCAUGCAUCGCGAAGCGUUGGCCAGUCGUCCACUCCCACCUUCCUAUCUGGGAAAACAGAAGCCUGCCGUGGACGAUGUAGAGGGCUCAAAGGAGGAUGACGAUGUGCCUAUAGUCAAGCGGGCGCUGACCGGAAGAGCCUUGUUAAUCAAGAGUUCCGCCGGCCCAGUCCUCGAUAAGGAGCCCUUCGACUACGGAGGUUCCGACGCCGACAACAACUCCAACGUCUAUAACGACAUGCAAGAUGACGGCCACCUGGAUCCCGACGUUGACCUGGACUCCGACGAUAAUCUAGGUUUCGACGACUGA